CAUAAAAAUAAAAUGAGUAAUGGAUCAGUAAAGGAUAUAUUAAAAGACAAGAAAAAAGUGAGAUUUGUAGCUGAGAGUGCAUUUAAGUAAGUGGAUAAAGAUGGUAAUAAAAUGAAUAUAUAUGGAAUAAUAGGAAGUGGAUAUCUUGAAAGACCAGAACUUGAAGAAGUAAUGAAUAAUGUAGCAGCUGAUUUAGGAGUAGAAGUAUUAUAAGAUAAAAUAUGUAAAGCCACCUACAAGUGAAGAAAUUGAUGAAGUUUUAAAAGAAUUAGAUGAAAAUGGAGAUGGAAAAUUAUCAAUAGAUGAAUUUUAAGUACUUAUUGAGUAAGUUCUUGAAAUGAUGGCGAAAGUCGAAGGAUGAUAUUAAUAAUAUGCA
Messenger RNA from Paramecium sonneborni, 376 nucleotides. The record is from the annotation of a GenBank genome assembly. NCBI's taxonomy places the organism in Eukaryota, Ciliophora, Oligohymenophorea, Peniculida, Parameciidae.